UAACAUCUUUGAGGUCGCAGUAACUCAUUUUCAUUCGUUAUCUCGACAGGAACCAUGGCAACACUGAUAAAGCUAGUAUUGAGUGCAUUGUUUUGGUUCCCAGUGCUGGGAGGUCCACUCAAGCAAGAAUGGGUUGAGCUAUCGUAUCCAUUUAAUAAUGAGACCAUUUAUUGGCCUACUUCACUGACAUUCAAGCAUACUAAAGUAUUUGAUGGCUUUACUGAUGAUGGUUUUUACGUCUCAAAAUAUGACAUAAGUGGUGCUGAACAUGGCGGCACUCACUUAGAUGCGCCGAGUCAUUUUGGCGAGGGAAAAUGGACAGCAGAUGAAAUUCCUCUUGAUCGCCUCAUUGGACCUGCAAUUAAGAUAGACAUAUCUUCCAAAGCUGCCGAGAAUCCUGAUGCCCAGUUGAUGCCGAGUGAUUUGGAGGCCUGGGAGAGAAAGCACGGAAAGAUUCCAGAUGAUGUAAUAGUGCUGGUGUUCAGUAAUUGGGGAAGACAUUGGCCAGACAAGAAAAAGUACCUCGGAACUGAUACAGAUGACUUAAGCUUGCUGCAUUUUCCAGGUAUACACGCUAACGCCUCACGCUGGUUGGUCAAAAAUCGAAGCCUAAAGCUUGUGGGAAUAGACACAGCGUCACUUGAUUACGGGCAAACAAAGAUGUUUGAAUCUCAUCAAAUUCUCAACAACGAAAACAUCCCUGGGUUGGAAAAUGUCGCCAAUAUGGAUCGGCUGCCCGCUAAAGGUUUCACGGUGUACGCUGCGCCAAUGUUCAUCAGUGGAGGGAGUGGUGGACCAUGUAGGGUGUUCGCCCUUUUGGACUGUGCUUGAUAUCUAAUAAACUUAUGUAAUGUUUGUGUAACCCGCUUACGGGUGUUAUGAAUUUCUUGUGAGAGACGCGCUAUGAAUGAAUCAAUUAAGCUUCAUAUUAAAACGUACUUUCUGUUAAAAGUCACAGCCAAAGCCACCGUCGAGUGCAAGUAAUUUUUUU
Molecule: messenger RNA, 991 nt
Organism: Orbicella faveolata
Lineage: Eukaryota; Metazoa; Cnidaria; Anthozoa; Scleractinia; Merulinidae
Molecular function (GO): arylformamidase activity
Source: RefSeq, a predicted model, not a curated record